This is a messenger RNA of Theobroma umbraticum, 1077 nucleotides long. RefSeq lists its product as uncharacterized. Lineage: Eukaryota; Viridiplantae; Streptophyta; Magnoliopsida; Malvales; Malvaceae. The record is from RefSeq and is a predicted model, not a curated record.
AAAGUUCUAUUGGCCCAGGAAAAAAGGAAAAGCUAAAAUCUUCGAACUUACUAGAUGAGUGCCCUAAGACCUAUCCUAUGCCUUGCAACAGCAAUUGCAAGAGCAAAGCUUAGAUUACUGAAUAACUAAAAGGAGCAGAACCAUGGGAGGAGGAACCAUGAACAUUGAGCUUCCAAUGAUUCGAUUCAAUUCUUCCUCCUCUAGUGUUCCUUCCGUAUCUUCGUCUUCUUCAAACAGUCUUAGCCUUCCAGUUCCAUCCAAUCAUAUUGCUCCACUUGGACCUUCUUCUACUGCUUCUUCUUCCUCCUCCUGCCAUGGUGAAAUUUGUAGAAGGCUAGAGGCUGGAGGUGGAAAAGAGAAUAAAACAGUAACCGGGUCCUUCAAUAAUUUUGUUUUGGGGCCUGUUCCGUCCAAGCCAGAAGUUGAAGAUGCUGUAGCUGCCCUCCAGAAUUUCAUUCAUGGUGUUUCUUCAUCUACACCACAGUUGAAAUGGCUGCAGGCUCUUUUGGACAGUUGUGACUCAAGACGAUGGCAAUCUCAAGGGCUUGGAAGAGCCUACGAUACCUUCAGCUUGCUCCUGAAAGAGCCAUCUGUUAAGAGGCUGGUCGUUGCCCUAUCAUCUGAUAAAGCUCUUUGGGAUGCUAUUAGCAAGAAUGAGUUAGUUCGGAAGCUUUGUGAGUUGCCCCACCCUGCAGUUGAAAAUGGAAGGGCAUGGAAUUCAACCGGUGGAGCAGACCUCGGCAAAGUCAUUUUACAGUGGAUUUUGGACAUGACAAAAGCAAAAAUCACAGAACUCGUAAUGAAAUUCCAGUCUCUUCUGAAUGAGGUUUUCCAAACUCGUGGGAGUGAAAAACCUGAUGAAGAAACCAGAGACCAGUUGGACGAAACAAUUAGAUCAUCGCUGCUUCUCUCCAUUGUCGUACUGUUGAUCGUGAUCGUAGCUCGGGUUCAAAGGGUGUGAUCAAAGACGCAACAAACAUGAUUGGUUUACUCUGUGAUCCAAACAUUUUCUUCAUUCCAUGUAAUUAUCUUUACCACCACGACCUUGAACAAUUUCGCUUCAUGCUUUUCAUCUCA